Bombyx mandarina (wild silkworm) is the source of this 1437-nucleotide messenger RNA. It is a transcript of the gene Sys1, whose product is annotated as Sys1 golgi trafficking protein. Gene Ontology annotation, cellular component: trans-Golgi network; Golgi membrane. The record is from RefSeq and is a predicted model, not a curated record. Gene Ontology annotation, biological process: protein localization to Golgi apparatus; Golgi to endosome transport; Golgi to plasma membrane protein transport. Lineage: Eukaryota; Metazoa; Arthropoda; Insecta; Lepidoptera; Bombycidae.
AGAUAAUACACAUAAGGUCCAAGCCAGCUGAUAAACAAGUGACUUUUUAAUAUUAGUUUAUAACAUUAAUUUCGUCAUAAAAAUACCAUAUGCCUACAAUUAAACGUCCUCAACGUAUACAGAGAUCUUUAAAUUUUCUGCCGACCUAAACAGUGCGUUGUUACGAUGUCGAAAAUUAAAAAGUUCAGUGGCUCAUUCCGCUAUACGCAAUGGGACCCUUGUUUGAUAAUAUCUCAAAUAGUGGCAAUGCAGUCUGUAAUGUACCUGUCUCUUAGUCUGCUCGUGGCCAUCAUGCAGGACUUGACCGGCUCCACGAGAACUUUGGAUCAUUUAUUUGAAUAUCAUGAGCUACACAUAGUAGAUAACGAAGGAAGGGCAGUGAUAUUAGCGUUUGUUUUCAAUGCAGUCAUCGGUGCCUUUGCAUUAUGGAUGAUUGUUGGACGAACUAAGCUGUGCUUGGAUUUUAGUUGCACAUACCACGGACUUCAUUUGAUCGCAUGCUGGUAUUACAACGGAAGUUUCCCCACAACUUUCUCGUGGUGGACGUUGAACAUAGCCUGUGGGGCUAUAAUGUGUGUGGCAGGCGAGUUCUUGUGCCUGAGGACUGAGUUGCAAGCGAUACCCCUCAGUAAUAUAGGUGCUAAAGUGGACUUAUGAAACUUGCUUACCGGUGUUAAGUUUGUUGCACCAAUCUGUGGGGAUUGAUGGCGGGCUUAGAGUGGACAUUUGUGGUUUCAGCUUGAGGACCUUGGGAGCUUGUGAAUCGAUAUGAACACUUAUUAUUGUCUGAUUAUGUUUGGUGCAUAGCAGACGUUGCUUUUCACUCGAUGAGAAAACAUUCAGAACUGCAGUCAUUGAUCUUGUUGUAUUGAAGUAUGCGAAUGAACAAUGGUCAAAAAAAAUUGUAUGAAAUCAAAACUGUUAUUAAUUUUUUUUUAUUUAAUUUUUUUGUUUGUAUGUUAUUAAAAAAAUGGAGCUAAUGUUAUUAGUGAAUUUGAACGAUUUUAAAAUGUUUGAGUGUUUGUUGUUCUUUCACGAAUUGAUGAAAAGUGAUUGAAUUUUCUUAUUUUCAUGUGACAAAUUAAUUUAAAUGAUAGGUAUAUUCAAAGUUAAACUUAACUCCAAAUCAAUCGGCAAAUCAGAAAUUAUGAUUCUUACAUUUUUCAUAUAUGACUUACAAUAAUUUAGAAAAUCCAAUUUAUAAUUGAAUCGAAGUAAACUUCAAAAAGAAUUUACAAUUAAUUGAAUAAAAUUUAAAGUAUGUAAGAUUUAAUUAACAUUAUGGUUAAUUAAUGCUAAUGAAUACAAACUAUUUUUGUAAAAUCAAGAAAAUAAUUAUUUGAAAACCUUAAAAAAGUGUAGCAAAGAUACAUUACAGAACCGUAAGUAAAACUGUGAUCAAAUUGUUUACUACACGCAUAUUUAUUUGUUUUUAUU